GGCGUUCCCGUCGGCUUCAUUCCCCAUCUGCGUGAGAACCACAACAACAACACCGCGACGACACAACGAAUGGCAAACAAGUCAGAAUAAAACUCCGGACAGACAGCUGCAGCUAUGGGCAAGUCCCAGUCACACUUGGCCAAGCACAAAGACGAGAGUCAGGACGCGCUGACGACUGCUGGCGAGUACAGAGACAGUCAGACAGAAGAGGAUGGAAAAAAUGGAGAUGUGUCUCAGUUCCCCUAUGUGGAGUUUACUGGGCGAGACAGCGUAACGUGCCCCACAUGUCAGGGCACCGGCAGAAUCCCACGAGGUCAAGAGAAUCAGCUUGUGGCUCUGAUUCCAUACAGCGACCAAAGGCUCAGGCCAAGCAGGACAAAACUGUAUGUCACGAUAUCGGUGGCUCUGUGCCUGCUGCUGUCUGGCCUGGCUGUUUUCUUCCUAUUCCCUCGCUCCAUUGAUGUCUCCUAUGUGGGAGUGAAGUCUGCCUACGUCUCCUAUGACAAGGACAAGAGAAUCGUUUAUCUCAACAUUACAAACACUCUGAACAUCACCAAUAAUAACUACUACGCCAUAUCUGUGACCAACAUCACAGCGCAGGUGCAGUUCUCCAAGACGGUGAUAGGCAAGGCCAAGUUUAACAACAGCACAGUGAUCAUACCACUGGAUGAGCAGCAGAUUGACUACACAGUUCCCACUACUAUUGCUGAUGAGAUGAGUUAUAUGUUUGACUACUGCACUCUGCCAACCAUUAAGGUUCACAACAUAGUAGUCAUGAUGCAGGUGACGGUGACGACAUCAUACUUUGGACACGCGGAGCAGGUCUCCCAGGAGAUGUACCAGUAUGUGGACUGUGGGGGGAAUACCACCUCCUUGCAUGGGCAUGUGCAGGUCUACCAAUAAGGCAAGCAGAAGACGACCCUGAGCAUCAGAUCCUGCUGGUACUGAGGUUCUUACAGAGGUUGACUGGGCUGACUUCCAUGUAGGAAAUCUUUGGUCAGAGACAAUGAAAUAAUGGACAGGGACAUAUCAUUUAUUACAUUAGUCAUAGUGGCUCAUCCAUUUCCAACCACUUUUUUUUCCAUUUCUGGGUUAGAUACGAUGUUCAGAAGAGGUAUUUUGAAAUUAAAACCCUCAAAUGACGGUUGGUUAUUUGUCAAACAGGCUGUCAAAGCAGAUAAACUCACCUGCCGCAGCCAGAAGUUUGCCGGAUUUGCCUCAAGGCUUGCAGUCAUUUUCCACCCUGGUGCCAACAAAACAGACAGGUUACUGGAAAGCUUUCCCUUCGUGUUUACACUGUCACUCUUAAGCACAUAAAUGAUUGGAAGCAAUAGUUUCAUAUAUGACGCACUUUAGCCCAAUCCUAAUCUGCAGAAAGUAAUAAUAAUGUUGUAUGAGUUCAGCGGUAAAUGCUGGAACUGCUGCCAAAUCCUACUAUUCUACACCACUUUAAAAAUACUAACAAAGCUGUGAGAGGUACCUGACUUUUUUUUUUUUUGACAGUGAAAACCAUUUAGCAGGUCCUAACCGCCUCUUUCUGUUUACCUUUCAUUCCUUCCUACUUUAUUUUCUUUCAUAAAAUAUAGUUCUUGAUAUUGUAUAGUGCAAUAUGUAUGACGUAUUAAAUUAUGUGAUUUUUUUCUAUAUUCUAUAUUUUCAGCUUGAGUAAGGGUUAGUAGUAUCAGUCUUUUCCUAUUUCUUUCUCUAUCAUUCACCUGGUUGAUUUAAAGGCAAGUGUCACUACUGUGAAGACAUCAGUAUAUUUUUAAUGAGUAACUAUUUUUGCCAUUUAAGAAUAAAAACAACUUAAAAAGGGAUAAUAUUUUUCAUUUCAUAGCAGAUGGAGCAUUACAGUGGGCUGUUUAACACAGAAGUGUGUAAAUAUAAAAAUGUACUUUCCUUCUGGUUUGCUUCAAAACACAUUAUAUCAAGAAUAAUGUCUGGUCUGGAAGUAACUCUUUCCCUUUAAUGAGGUUGUCCUAUUUUUGUGGGCUAUGGUGUCACUGCUAUAUUAAUCCACUCUGCAUCUUUAACUUGUAUUUUGAGUUGACUGCUGUUCUUAUGUUUUGAAAUUACAACGAAUUCUGUCUGUCACUGUUAUCACAUGGUAUCAUUUUGGAUUGGCUGAUGACAGCCACAGGUUAAACACAAUGUGUAUUCAAAUGCUUUAAUAAUGUUUUACAACUGGACAAAUUGUAUAAAUCACUGAAUGACUUUUGUCUGACAGAAGAUGCUCAUAACGGAUAAACAAAGUUUUUCAAAUUUCCGAGUUCAUUUGUGAUCGCACAGGUAAGAUAUUCUGACAGCUGAUACAGUUUCUAGUCAUUAUAGGAAAGCUGUAACCCUACAUCCAAGCCUUCAUGAUAUGUGAUGACAGUGUACAUGUGAAUACCUUUCUGUUACUGCCUAACAUCUCCACUGUUUUGUGUUUUCGAUGCAUGAAGCUGAAAAUAAAACCACAAUUCACUUUGAA
Molecule: messenger RNA, 2473 nt
Organism: Toxotes jaculatrix (banded archerfish)
Lineage: Eukaryota; Metazoa; Chordata; Actinopteri; Toxotidae
Gene: tmem106ba
Product: transmembrane protein 106Ba
Exons: 8
Coding region: 115-903 (262 amino acids)
Source: RefSeq, a predicted model, not a curated record